AUCGAUCCCUAAAAUUUGCUUGUUUUGCUUCCGCUUCCGCUCAUCUCUUCCUCUUCCGUCUUCUCCUUUAGGUGAAGCUCGCCGAGUCUCUUCGGGUGGGUUGGAGUUCAUUGGAAGGCGAAAUUCUUGUAUUUAAGGUUCGGAUUCCAUACACCUAAAUCUCCUCUUUCAUCCAACCUUUCAGUGAUGUGCUUAUAUUUGUUCUCUUUGGCUCCUGGUUAAAAUUUUCUUCUCCAAACAGGAUCUGUUCUUUCUUUUGACCAUGUCUUCAGCCAAAGAUGCUGACCCAACCCUGGGGUACCUAACUCGGAAGGACACUGAGGUAAAGCUGCCUCGUCCUACCAGAGUCAAGAACAAAACCCCAGCUCCUGUACAAAUCACAGCAGAGCAAAUUCUUCGUGAGGCUCGAGAGCGGCAGGAGGCUGAGAUCCGUCCUCCUAAGCAAAAGAUUACUGAUCACACUGAACUUGCUGAGUAUCGUCUACGAAAGCGGAAAGAGUUUGAGGACUUAAUCAGACGGGUUAGAUGGAACACAAGUGUCUGGAUCAAGUAUGCUCAAUGGGAAGAAUCACAAAAGGACUUCAAUCGUGCUCGUUCUGUUUGGGAAAGAGCCCUAGAGGUGGAUUACAAGAACCACACAUUGUGGCUCAAAUAUGCCGAGGUAGAGAUGAAGAACAAGUUCAUAAACCAUGCCAGGAAUGUUUGGGACCGGGCAGUUACUCUUUUGCCAAGAGUUGAUCAACUAUGGUACAAAUAUAUUCACAUGGAGGAGAUGCUUGGCAAUGUGGCAGGUGCAAGACAGGUUUUUGAGAGGUGGAUGAGUUGGAUGCCUGACCAGCAGGGGUGGCUCUCCUACAUCAAGUUUGAGCUCAGAUAUAAUGAAAUUGAGCGGGCUAGAGGAAUAUUUGAACGAUUUGUACAGUGCCACCCAAAGGUUGGUGCUUGGAUACGAUAUGCCAAGUUCGAGAUGAAGAAUGGAGAGGUACCGAAAGCUAGAAAUGUUUAUGAGAGGGCAGUGGAGAAGCUGGCUGAUGAUGAGGAAGCAGAGCAGCUUUUUGUUGCAUUUGCUGAGUUUGAGGAAAGAUGUAAAGAAACAGAGCGUGCAAGGUGUAUCUAUAAAUUUUCCCUUGAUCAUAUUCCUAAAGGAAGGGCUGAAGAUUUAUACAAGAAGUUUGUGGCCUUUGAAAAGCAGUAUGGGGACAGGGAAGGGAUUGAGGAUGCCAUUGUUGGGAAGAGAAGGUUUCAGUAUGAGGAUGAAGUGAGAAAAAAUCCCUUGAACUAUGAUUGCUGGUUUGACUACAUAAGAUUGGAAGAAAGUGUGGGGAAUAAAGAAAGAAUAAGGGAAGUAUACGAGAGAGCUAUAGCCAAUAUUCCUCCAGCUGAGGAGAAGCGGUACUGGCAACGUUAUAUCUAUUUGUGGAUUAAUUAUGCGCUGUACGAAGAGCUUGAUGCUGGAGAUAUGGAGCGAACAAGAGAUGUAUACAGGGAGUGUAUCAAACUCAUUCCUCACCAUAAAUUCUCAUUUGCAAAGAUUUGGCUUCUAGCGGCCCAAUUUGAAAUCCGUCAGCUGAAUCUCACAGCUGCUCGUAAAAUAUUGGGAAGUGCUAUUGGAAUAGCUCCUAAAGAUAAGAUUUUUAAGAAGUAUAUAGAGAUAGAACUGCAGCUUGGCAAUAUUGAUCGGUGUAGGAAGUUGUAUGAGAAGUAUCUGGAGUGGUCACCAGAAAACUGCUAUGCCUGGAGCAAAUAUGCAGAAUUAGAAAGAUCCUUAUGUGAGACUGAUAGGGCUAGAGGAAUCUUUGAGCUGGCGAUUGCUCAACCAGCAUUGGAUAUGCCUGAGCUAUUAUGGAAGGCAUACAUUGACUUUGAGAUUGCUGAGGGUGAAUUUGAGAGAACCAGAGCUCUUUAUGAAAGGCUCCUUGAUCGAACAAAGCAUUUGAAGGUAUGGAUAAGCUAUGCGAAGUUUGAGGCAUCAGCUAUGGAUGAGGAUGGCCAGAUUCAAGACAUGGCAAAUGAUGUCCAAUCCGAGCAAAAGAAGCAAUGCAUUCAGCAUGCUAGAAGAGUGUUUGAGAAAGCUCUCACCUACUUCAGAUCAUCAGCUCCUGAAUUGAAAGAAGAAAGGGCGAUGCUAUUGGAGGAGUGGCUCAAUAUGGAAGUCUCUUUUGGUGAGCUAGGUGAUGUUAGUUUAGUCCAGUCUAAAUUGCCCAAGAAACUCAAGAAGAGAAGGCCAAUAGCAACUGAGGAUGGUCCUGCAGGGUUUGAAGAAUACAUUGACUACAUUUUCCCGGAUGAAGCCCAGACUACGAAUCUCAAAAUAUUGGAAGCUGCCUAUAAAUGGAAGAAGCAGAAAUUGUCUUCUGGCGAUGAAUAAGAGCGUGUUUGCCUUGUGUCGGGACCCGCACAGUAAUGGUGGUUAUUAUUUCAGGAGUGAAUUACAGAAAACAAACUGGGGGGACUAAUUUGAAAAUGAGUUGAAAAUGUGGGGACAGAAUUUUGAUUUUCCAAAAUGUAUGGGAGUAGCCGUUAGUCACAAAUAUGCCAAGUUUUGUUUAUAGUAUUGUAAGAUUAAUAAUAGUGCCGUUUAGUCUUUUUUUCCCCAUAACUCAUCUAUUAUAUUUUAUAUCCUCAACCAAA
Molecule: messenger RNA, 2631 nt
Organism: Neltuma alba
Lineage: Eukaryota; Viridiplantae; Streptophyta; Magnoliopsida; Fabales; Fabaceae
Product: crooked neck-like protein 1
Exons: 7
Coding region: 263-2368 (701 amino acids)
Biological process (GO): mRNA splicing, via spliceosome; spliceosomal complex assembly
Cellular component (GO): Prp19 complex; U2-type catalytic step 2 spliceosome; post-mRNA release spliceosomal complex
Molecular function (GO): protein binding
Source: RefSeq, a predicted model, not a curated record